Ipomoea triloba (trilobed morning glory) is the source of this 1042-nucleotide messenger RNA. Its product is annotated as ethylene-responsive transcription factor ERF071-like. Gene Ontology annotation, molecular function: DNA binding; DNA-binding transcription factor activity. The record is from RefSeq and is a predicted model, not a curated record. The coding region runs from base 70 to 918 and encodes 282 amino acids. Gene Ontology annotation, biological process: regulation of DNA-templated transcription; ethylene-activated signaling pathway. The transcript is spliced from 2 exons. Lineage: Eukaryota; Viridiplantae; Streptophyta; Magnoliopsida; Solanales; Convolvulaceae.
CUAUUUUACAUCCUCUUUCAAGCUAAGGUGUCACGUUAUUAUUCAUUUUCAUCCCGUUUUAGCGUAAAAAUGUGUGGCGGUGCAUUUCUCUUCGAUCGUAAAUUCCCUAGGGAUGAUGGCCGCAGUGUCUCCUCCGGCGACAUCUGGCCUGAGUUUUGCCCCACUUCUCAGACGACUGUCAAAUCGAGUUUCUCCGGCCAACCUGAAUCAGCCGCCACCCCUAAACGGUCCCAGCCAUGCACAGGUGAUGGGAGUCCUGAGAAGGCGAAGAAGAAGAGGCAGAGGAAAAACAUGUACAGGGGAAUCAGGCAGCGCCCCUGGGGCAAAUGGGCCGCCGAGAUCCGCGACCCGAGAAAAGGCGUUAGGGUUUGGCUUGGUACGUUCAACACGGCGGAAGAAGCAGCCAGAGCUUACGACAGGGAAGCUAGGAAAAUCAGAGGUAAAAAAGCUAAGGUUAACUUCCCUAACGAUGACAGUAACUUUAAUCCGCCGGCGCAGCCGGAAUUCCGCCGGAAUCCUCCUGAUAAGUCCAUCGGAAAAGCUGAUCUGAAUGUGGAGCCCUAUUAUCCUCGAUCCAAUUCAAUGAUCAACGCCGGGACUCUAAUAGGAUUUGCUACGCAGAGCGAAGAGAAUGGUAACGAGGGUUUAUUGAAAGAGAAGAGGGCGGGCGGGGAGGAAAUGAAGAUAAUGAAUGACGGUGCAGAGAUAAAGGAGGCGGAGAAUCAAGUGCGUAAGCUCUCGGAGGAGCUAAUGGUGUACGAGUCGUAUAUGAAAUUCUACGAGAUACCUUAUCUGGACGGCCAGUCAACUGCGGCGGCGCAAGUUAACCCGGUUCCAGACACGGUGGUUGGCGGUGGUUCUAUAGAUCUCUGGAGCUUCGAUGAUGUCAGCCCAAGCAGUGUCGUUAACUCCAAUUAAUAUAGCUUUCGUCGUUUUUCCUUUCACGUUUACUGUUCAUUUUCUUUAGCCGUACUGUAGUAAUGUGUAAGAAACAUUGUUACGUUGUUCAAUGAAAUGAAUUAUUACUUCAAUUCCGUAUCAA